UAGCUUCUUUAUACAAAAAGCAGAAGACACAUCCUGGUAGAGCUAAUACAAGAUACUAGAUGUCCUUUUAGUAAAACAUUAAAAAAUGUCUUUAGUUUAAUCUAGACUAUAUGCCCAUCAUUACAACCUAGAUUAAAUAAACUCAAUUGGUUAUCCUAGUUUGGCAUUAGAAAUAAAAAAAUAAAAUAAAAACUACUGCAUUAAAGUUAAGAAUGUCAUAAAGUGAAAAAACUUUAAAAGGGUCCUUUAAUUGCCUGCAUGGUUUUAAAAGUCUAUAUCUCACUGCAACAGACAAUUUUUCAUCUUGAGUUUCCUCUUCCAUCAUAGCACCUAACUUUCCUAAAAAUUCAGAUUUCUCAGUACUGAAUUAGCUGCUUUUUGAAGCUCUUCUUGGAAUUCUGAUUCAGAAUCCAAGAAUGAGGAAAUAUUGGCUGCCAAUUACUUCAGUCUUUGCUUUUUUUGUAUUUCCACAUUUCAUUGCUUGUUUAUCCAAUGAAGAGAUCCAACUCAACAGUCAGUUGAUUAGCAUCAAACAACAUGUUCCCAAGGUGAAUUCUCAGAGAAUAUUUGAUAUUGAAAUUCAUGGAAUUUUGUUAUGGGCUUCAAUGGGAUUCUUGAUGCCUGCUGGAAUACUCACAAUAAGACUCUCCAACACAGAGGAGUGUAGCAGAACAAAACUCAAAGUUCUCUUUUAUGUUCAUGCAAUUCUUCAGGUGCUCUCAGUGCUGCUGGCUACUGCUGGAGCUGUGCUAUCAAUAAAGAGCUUUGAGAAUAGGUUCAACAACAAUCACCAAAGAAUAGGCUUAGCCCUUUAUAUUGCCAUCUAUGUCCAAUUUCUUAUGGGAUUGCGCAGGCCUAAGAGGGGAAGUAAAGGAAGAAGUGUAUGGUACUUUUUCCAUUGGCUACUUGGAACAACAAUAUGCUUGGCAGGAAUUGUCAACACCUACACAGGCUUAAAUGCCUACCAUGAAAGGACAUCUAAGCCAAUAAGCCUAUGGACAAUAAUUUAUACAGCUCAAAUCUCAUUCAUGGGAUUUUUCUAUCUUUUCCAAGACAAAUGGGAAUACAUACAAAAGCAAGGGGUCAAUCAUGGAAAUAAUGAAACUAUGACACCCCAAGUGGAAAUAGUUGUUCCUCAGAGUGAUGGCCAAAAGAUGAUUACCAGAACUGAGUCAGGAAGGAAGAUCAAUGCACUAGGGACUUACUUUUCUAGAAAUAAUGUCCUCAACAAAUUAUUACAACAAACUUGAAUGUUGUAUGUUUUUGGAAACUGUACUUCCUAGUCCUCCACUUUUUCUUGUUUGCACUUAAUAUGAACUAGAGUUUGGUGUAUUUUUAUUUGAGGCACCAAUUAUGUGAAUGCAUAAUAAAACAGGAGGAAGCUUAUUUAGUGAUUCAAAACCACCCUUUAUUCCUC
This is a messenger RNA of Lycium ferocissimum, 1417 nucleotides long. Its product is annotated as cytochrome b561 domain-containing protein At4g18260-like. The transcript has 4 exons. The coding region runs from base 417 to 1250 and encodes 277 amino acids. Gene Ontology annotation, molecular function: transmembrane monodehydroascorbate reductase activity. Lineage: Eukaryota; Viridiplantae; Streptophyta; Magnoliopsida; Solanales; Solanaceae. The record is from RefSeq and is a predicted model, not a curated record.